Selaginella moellendorffii is the source of this 648-nucleotide messenger RNA. Its product is annotated as tryptophan-rich sensory protein. The record is from RefSeq and is a predicted model, not a curated record. Lineage: Eukaryota; Viridiplantae; Streptophyta; Lycopodiopsida; Selaginellales; Selaginellaceae. Bases 1 to 648 code for a protein of 215 amino acids. The transcript has a single exon. Gene Ontology annotation, cellular component: membrane.
AUGAGUCUCCGGCUCCUACUGCUCGAUUCACCAGCGCCGCGACUGUCCAGCUCAAAGCCUCCGCCUCAAAAACCGCGGUCAAGGUCAGUAGUUCUUCGAUCGAUUCGUCCCCGGGCCUCUUCGUCCGCGUCAUCGGCCGCAGGGGACUUCGAUUCCAACGAUGCGAGUCCCAAAGAAGCUAAAGACGCAGGCUACAAGUCUCUGCUGGUGGCAAUGGGCGUCCCUCUAGCCGCGGGAUCACUGGUGGCAGCAUUCAACAGGCCGGAUGAGUGGUACUUCCAGCUCAAGAAACCGUCGUGGACGCCUCCGGCCCCAGUGAUUGGAUUUGCGUGGAGCCUCCUCUAUCCUCUCAUGGGCGCCGCGGCCUGGCUAGUGUGGAGGAACGGGGGAUUCGAAGAACAGCGAUCGGCGCUCACGAUCUUUGGCGUUCAGCUGGGGUUCAAUCUCCUGUGGCAAGUCGCAUUCUUUGGGCUGCGCAAUCCGGCGCUUGCGUUCCUGGACAUAUCCAUCUUGGUUCUGCUCGUGGGCAUUUGCGUUUGGGCAUUUGGGAAAUCCAGUGCCGCAGCUGCAAACGCGAUGAAGGUGUAUCUCCUGUGGGUGGUCUUUGCUGCUGCUCUCAACUACAAAAUCUGUGCACUCAAUCCAUAA